CACUAUAGUUUGCUGAUAGACUGUUAUAAAGAUUUGAAUAUCGCAGACAAAAUGGACCCUCGUCAGUGCUGUGAAGCGGUCUGUGAACCAAACACUGUUUCUAGAUUUGUGAGAAUAUUUCCAAGAGCAGCUCUAUUUUUUCUUAUCCUCCACAUUGUAAUUAUGAUAAUUACAGUGAUAAGCUUUGCUAAUCGUAAAGACACUGCACCAGCAGUGACCCUUACACCACCAGAGGAUGACCUUGGGUUUGUGAAGCUUCCACAACAACCACGAUUGGCUGGAGAUAAAAAGAGUAAAAAGAAAGAGAGCAGAGAAGACCAGGAAAAAAGAGUUGAUGUUGUGCGAUUGGUGGAUGAUUAAACAAGAAUGAUCCAAACCAAAAAUCUCAUGGUUAUGGAUUUUUAUCAUUGCGAUUUGUUUAAGUAGAGUGUAAUGUUAUUUAUUUUUAUAUAAUUGUUUGUAUGCACAUGCAUUGGGUUUAUCUUUUACUGGUUUUUUACCACUUCACUGAAAUAUAUGUAAGGAUUACAUAAUUCUUUCUCUUAUUUCCUGUACAUUACAUUACUAUAUAUCUCAAUUUAUUUCGUAUCUUUUUUCCACUUACCGUGUUACUUGUUUUUUCAACUACAUGUAUAUAUAAAAGAAUUGUGAACAUAUAUCAUGUUGCUAUUAAAAAAAAUACCGGGUAUGUAAUUUUUGAAAACCUUGGUGAAAAGACAAUCAUAGGCAGACUAUUAAUAGAAAAUCUUAUACAUGUAUGUUGGGAAAGUGUAUCUUUGUUUAUGUACCUGUUCUUCCAACUAUUUUUUUUUUAAAUCUCACCUAUGACAGUUUUUACUUCUAGUAAAAUUUCAAAAAGUCUUUGAACACAUGAAAUUUAAGACACACUUGAAGAUACAUAAUCCUCAUCAGCACACUUCAAUUUUAUUUUUUUUUUACUGUUUAGCAUCAACUUUGAAUGUAAAGAAAAAACCUAGGCCUACCUACAAAACAAAAAAAAUGAAUACAGAGAGAAACUUUAAAUUAAAACUCACUUUUCAUAUCCCAGUUGUCACAGAAAAAUGUCAUUCAGAGGAUAUAGCUUUCUCAUAUAAAUAUAUAUUUCCCUGCAGAAUUACUAAAUUAAAUGCUAAGUUUGAUAGAGUAAUGACAAACAUUUAUAGAAAUUCACAUUUUUGAAAAAGUUUAAACCAAAAUUAUCAAUUUCUGGACUUUUUUCCUAAUUUUUUUUCUGAUCUAGGGUGUCAAAAACUAAGGAUCACACAAACCUUAUAUAGAAAAAGAAAAUAAAUGGCCUUGUUAAUUUUUUAAAACUGAUGUGCCAUGGCUAAUUUAGAUAGAUUAGCUAAUUAUAAUGUUUUGAAUUCUACUUAGUUUUUAUUGGAUUUAAAUUAAUCUUGGUGAAUAUGUAAGGAAAAAAUCAUAUUAUUCUGUACAACAUUAGCAAAAUAUAUUCUUCUGUACAACAGUUUUUCAUUUUGUUUGAAAGAUGUUUCCAGGUUACAAAAGAAAGAGUUUUUAAUGCUAUCAUUUUUAAUGUUUAUGUUUAGACCUUUGAUUUUGUACAAAUUUACUCCUGUUAUAUUUUUUAUCUUUUCAUUUCGUAUGUAUUGAUUUUACUUUGAAACAUAUCCGACUUAUUUAUUAAUUUUGGCAUUUCCAGAAUAAACAUUUCUUAUUGGGAAUUUACCAUUAUCUUCUUUAAUCUUACUGUCUUAGAUUUGUAAGAAUGUACGUUAGAAUUGUGAUUGUUUUUACUUCUUUGUUUUGUACAGUGAGAAAUCCUUGUGGGAUUUUUUUAUUCAUAUUUAUGUACAGUAUUCUAGCUAGAGGUGCAAUGAAAAUGACAGUGCCAUAAACUUAAUGUAUGUUGUACUAAAUACAGUUCAACUUCAGUUUCUCUGAUUUCAUUAUAUAGAAUACCGGAAUAAGUGGUAAAAAUGUCAUGUAUUAUGUGUACUACUGUCAUGAUAAAACAAAGUCCCUGCUAGUUUUACCAACUUGAAGUUAUUUGACAUUAUGCCUUAUUCUAGGUAUUAUGGUUAAACAUUUAUGUACAUGGUUGUUUCUUAGUUUUUACUAAUAUAAAUUAAAGUCUUUAUAGAGGAGAUAUUUUGUUUUAAUGUUUAUAAGGGAGACAUCACAAAUUAUCAGAUUUGAGGAGGAUUGUCACUCAAGGUUGCUUCAUCCUCGGGUUAAAACACUACUCAGACCAGAUAAUUUGUAUCAUCUCCCUUAUAAAAAACUCAUAAUAGAUUACUGUAAAUCAACUUCAAUACAUGACAAUUAAUUAAUUGACUAAGGAUAAGUUCUCUACUGUAACAGAUAUAAGUAAAAUAAAUGGUUCAUUGCGAUAGAUAUUCAUUAGUUAAAGAAGGUUGCUAAACUUGCAAAUAAAAGUUGAUUUACAGUAUCCGGAAGAAUCUAAAUUUUAUAAAAUAGAGUGGAAAAUAGCAGUCAAACGUUCUGUGUUCUCUUACCAUUGCCUUCACAGUAUAUGCACUAACAAACAACUUUGAUGUCACCUUUAGAUUUUUUUUCCAAUCCCACAUAUUAUACGUACAAGUUAUUUUGCUUAUUUUCAUUUAAAGGGAAACAAAAAAUAUUAUGGCCCUGCAUGUUUAAAUGUAAGUGAGAUUUCAUUGUUAUCUGAAGGGAGACAACACAGUUGUCACCCUGCACAUCAGGGAGAUAUCACCAUCUCCCCACAUGUGUCAUGCUCUUAAACAGAUCAUAUUCUAUUAUGAAAGGAUAAUUCAGUGUUAUUAGUAUUACAUGUAUAAAGAUGUUUUGUGCUCUAAAUAAUGAAAUCCCAAUUUUUGAGUAUUUUUUUAUGCUCUCCGAGCAGAUUAUUUUUAAUAAGUAUUAAAAUUUAUCUCCUGUAUACAAUCAGGUCUGUAUCAGUUUGUACCUAGUGACUGUGGGCACUACUUUACUAUGUUAAUUGUUGUUAAAUCCAAUGUUAAAAUUUUCAAAUAAGUGCAUUUUCAAAAAUGAUUUUAGUCUAGGUUCUUGGAAAUCUAAAUGUAACUAUGAUAUGUAUUAAAAUGUAAAUCAUAAUGCCAAUUCAACUCCUACGUAAUUACCGGUAUGGUGGAUAUUUUUAUUUAAAAACUUUAUUACAUAAAAUA
Messenger RNA from Saccostrea cuccullata (small rock oyster), 3131 nucleotides. RefSeq lists its product as uncharacterized. The transcript is spliced from 3 exons. NCBI's taxonomy places the organism in Eukaryota, Metazoa, Mollusca, Bivalvia, Ostreida, Ostreidae. The coding region runs from base 52 to 360 and encodes 102 amino acids. The record is from RefSeq and is a predicted model, not a curated record.